Thamnophis sirtalis is the source of this 1350-nucleotide messenger RNA. The record is from RefSeq and is a predicted model, not a curated record. Lineage: Eukaryota; Metazoa; Chordata; Lepidosauria; Squamata; Natricidae.
AUGUCUAAGUCGGAGUGCAACGGAGGACCAUUGGGCUCUCCAGAGGCACCACCCCAAUCAGCAGCCGAGGCUUUUGUGGAAGCAUCAGGCCAGGCCAUAGCAUGGACGCUUACGAGCGGGGGUUCAGAUACAUUGGGCUCGACUGGCAGCAUUGUUCAGAAGAAGCGUCAGCAGAGCAAGCAUAAGCCCCAGGGCUCCAACGUGGUGCACCGUUCACCACGAGCCCUCUUCUGUCUACGUUUGAACAAUCCCAUCCGCAGAGCGGCUAUCAGCAUAGUAGAGUGGAAACCUUUUGACAUCCUCAUCCUUAUGACAAUCUUUGCCAAUUGUGUGGCCUUAGGAGUCUAUAUUCCUUUUCCAGAAGAUGAUUCCAAUGUCUCCAACCACAACUUGAAACUGGAGAUGGUGAUUGCUUGUCUCUCUGAGGCAAAAUUCAGAAACACCUGUCUGCAUAUUGUCUUGAAUUCUAUCAUGAAAGCUAUGGUGCCCCUUCUGCACAUAGCCCUACUUGUCCUUUUUGUCAUCAUCAUCUAUGCCAUCAUUGGCUUGGAGCUCUUCAUUGGUCGCAUGCAUAAGACCUGCUUCAUCAUUGAUUCAGAUCUGGAGGCUGAGGAAGACCCAUCGCCUUGUGCUUUUUCUGGACACGGUCGGGAAUGCACAGUAAACAAUAGCGAAUGUCGUGGCAAGUGGGAUGGACCCAAUGGUGGAAUCACCAAUUUUGACAACUUCUUUUUUGCCAUGCUUACUGUCUUCCAAUGCAUUACCAUGGAAGGUUGGACGGAUGUUUUGUACUGGGUAAGUUAUGGCCUUCUGGGCAAAGGAACAGAACGCUCCUCUGUUCAUACUUCCUUGUAUCAACUAAAUUUGACCUCUUCCAUCCGAAGGGAAUUCUCUAAAGAACGAGAGAAGGCAAAAGCCCGGGGAGACUUCCAAAAGCUACGAGAGAAACAACAGAUGGAGGAAGACUUGACGGGCUAUCUGGAUUGGAUCAUGCAAGCAGAAGACAUCGAGCCUGAUGAAGACAAAGAUGAGACAAGUGAAAAGCAUACUUCCAGUCUUCCUGCCAGCGAAAGUACCUCGGUCAACACGGAGAACGUUGAAGAUGAAGAGCACCUUCAGAGCCACUGCUAUGAUGUGUGUUUACGAAAGUUUUCCAAGACCAAAUUUGGACGCCAUGUUCAGCGCAUCAACCGACUUUUUCGGAAGAAAUGUCGUUUGGCUGUCAAAUCUGUGACUUUCUACUGGAUAGUCCUGCUCCUUGUCUUUCUGAAUACCCUGACUAUUGCUUCUGAACAUUACAGGCAGCCUUAUUGGCUCACCCAAAUCCAAGGUGAGACUUACAAGACAUAG